GAUAGGAUUUUGCAUUUUUGGUAAUCUUUUCUACUUCUAAAAGCUCUGUAAAAAAACACUCUAAACCCCCUCAUUUCCCCCUCCUCAAAACUUCAUCACCAUACAUACAUGCCUUGCUAAACCCCUCACCGGAACCCCCACACACAUAAUUCCAAAAACAUGUCCGAAAACGGCGUCGUACGCUUCGCCGGUAAUCUGGACCCUUCAGCCCAAGAGUUCCGGCCCACUUACCCACCCCAAGCCCACCACCACCAGCACAACCAGUACCCGUUUCUCUCUCCUCCUCCACCACCACCACCACUUCCGCCUUUCUUCACUGACGUGAUCUACACACCUCCUCCACUUACGUCAUCAUACCACGUCAGCCUCCCUCCAACGACGUCGUUUAUUCCUCCGUCAAUCCCACCGGCGGCGUGUUCUCCGACGAGAGGUCUCCUCCUAACCGCUGCCCCCUCUGACGUGAGUGAAUCACUAGUAAGAAGAGACCUUGAGAUAUUCGGCGACGUGAGAGCUGUUCAGAUGGGGAGAGUCUCUGAAGGUAUCUUAACCGUCCAUUUUUAUGAUCUGAGAGCUGCGCAUGCAGCCUUGAAUGCCGUACGUGAGCAACACAUGCAGCACCAGAACCGGCUUCGCAUCUAUUACUCUUCCAUUUUGGCGCCAAUGCAAAAUCACAAUCCUCCCAACCCUCCUCCUGCUCCGGGCCUCAUUGCGGGCCGCCCUCUGUGGGCCCAGUUCACUAUUCCCUCUACUACCGCCUUUCCUGAUGGUCACAAUCAGGGUACUCUUGUCAUUUUCAAUCUCAACCCCAACGUCUCUGCUCACCACCUUAGGGACAUCUUCCAAGUUUUUGGGGCAAUAAAGGAAUUAAGAGAGACGCCAAUGAAGAGGCAGCAGAGAUUCGUUGAGUUCUAUGACGUUCGAGAUGCAUCUAGAGCAUUAACGGAGAUGAAUGGCAAAGAAAUCAAUGGUCGGACUGUUAUGAUUGAGUACAGUAGACCAGGAGGUCAUUCCAACAAGAAAUUCAACCAUUCUCAUCAUUUUAAUCUUCAUACUAAUAAUAAUUUCCACCACCAUCACAUUACAAAGCCUCAUCCAUCUCCACCGCCACCACCUCAGUUCUCGAUGCGACACUACAGGAGAACUUCUCCUCGACAGGGUACUAUUCGACGGAGGAGAAAUUCUCCGUGUAGUGAGGAGUCACUCGAGGCUGCAAUGACUGGUCUAUCAUUACUGCCAUCUUCUAAUGAUGGAAGAAAUGAGGAUAGGAAAAUUGUUGCUAGGAAAAAUGGUAACCACAACAAUGGAAAUAAUAAUGCUGCUAAUGGGAAUUGUUCGAGUUCGGGUUCCAGUUCAAGUGCGAGUGCCAAACAACAACAAACGACAACAAAGGUGAAGCCAUGGAGAGGGAAACACAAAAAUUCUGAUCCCAGGUUUCUGAUAAAAGAAGAUGCAAUUGUAGAAGCUGGAAAUGAUAAAGAUACUAGGUCUACUGUCAUGAUCAAGAACAUACCCAAUAAGUACAGUCAGAAGCUGCUGUUGAAUAUGUUGGACAACCACUGUAUACACUGCAAUGAACAGAUUGCAGAUGCUGGAGAUGAUCAGCCCUUGUCUUCCUACGAUUUCGUUUACCUCCCAAUCGAUUUCAACAACAAAUGCAAUGUGGGAUAUGGGUUUGUGAAUAUGACUUCUCCAGAAGCUACAUUGAGGUUAUACAAGUCUUUUCAUCAUCAACAUUGGGAAGUUUUCAAUUCUCGCAAGAUUUGUGAAGUCACUUAUGCUAGAGUUCAGGGUUUGGAAGCAUUGAAGGAGCAUUUCAAGAACUCAAAAUUUGCGUGCGAGAACGACGAGUAUCUUCCCGUGGUAUUCUCCCCACCUCGAGACGGGCGGCACUUACCUGCUCCUCUCCCCAUCGUCUUCUCCAACACCACUCUUCAUCUUAAUCAUGACUCUACUGACGUGGACGCCUCAGAUUUCACCUCAUCAACAACUUGUGCUAGUACUUCCACAACUACACUUACACUACAUUCAGAUGAUUUUGAUCAUCAUCAUACCAACGGUGGAGAUCACAUCUACACAAACUCUACUAUUCAAGAGGGAGAUCUCAAUGAUGAUGAUGAUGAUGACGACAGCAGCUCAUCGAACGGCGGCGGAGGUGUUGUCAGUGCUGAGUAUGACGUCAUCUCGAAUAGUAGUAUAGGGUGUAGUAGUAGCUGAUUUCUCUCUCUAAAAUCCCUGGUUUUUAGCUGUAAGCUGUCUAAUCUAAAAUCUCUCUCUUCUUCCUUUCUAUUUUUCUUUCUGUGAUGAGUUGACUCGAUAGAGAAAUGGUUGCAUGUAAUGCAGCACACCGCCGCCUCCUAUACUCCACAUGCACGCCACCUCCUAUACUACUACUACUGUAGUUUUUUUUUUUCGAUGUUUUUAUAAAUUGUUGUCUUUUUAAUGUUAAUUUCUGAUGUCGUGGGCUUAGUAAAUCUUUGUCUUGUAAUUGUGUCAGUUUAAGGUAGUUUUUUUAGAUAUAAUUUGUGCUAGGAAAAAGGAAUUGAUUUGUAACUGUUAGUACGUGUUAAA
Beta vulgaris subsp. vulgaris (sugar beet) is the source of this 2568-nucleotide messenger RNA. Its product is annotated as protein terminal ear1. The transcript is spliced from 5 exons. Bases 160 to 2214 code for a protein of 684 amino acids. Gene Ontology annotation, molecular function: RNA binding. Lineage: Eukaryota; Viridiplantae; Streptophyta; Magnoliopsida; Caryophyllales; Amaranthaceae. The record is from RefSeq and is a predicted model, not a curated record.